UUUGUUUGUACCCGCAGCGAAGAAGAAGAAACCACUAGGACAGUGGAGGGUGGAGGAAAAAAAAAAAAAGCGGAGCAACUACUCCUGUUUACAACCACAUAAUGGAGUCCAAAUGGCCAAAUACGAUUCGCAAGCGUAUAUUAUUUACUGGAUUUACGCUUUGUGUUGUUUUGGUCACAAGACCCACGUCUGCGAUCGAGAUACACGCUGAUCCUGAGGUGAUAGUACAGAACGGUACCACGGGGAUUCUUCGAUGCACCUUUAGGUCCAGCGAAGUGGUCAGCUCGGCCACCACGGUGACCUGGAACUUUCAGUCGAGUCAUCCCGACAGUCAGUACUACAAAUCUCCAUACGUGAUUUUCUACUUUACAAGUGGGAGAGGAUUCCCAGGGUCAGAGGAGUUCAAAGACCGCGUGCAGUUUAUCGGGGACAUCAACAAGAGGGACGUCUCGAUACAGCUGAGCCCAACUUAUUUCAGCGACAACGGCACGUUUUUCUGUGACGUGAAGAACCCCCCAGAUGUGAUGGGGACGCAGGCUCGAACCGAGCUCAGGGUCGUGCUGAAAGAGUCUUAUUCGCAGAACAACACCACGCUUAUAGUUGCAGGAGUUUGUGGUGCUUUAUUGGUGCUUGUGCUGAUUGCUGUGGCGGCCUGCAUUGUCAUGAGGGUACUUCACAACCGCCAUGAUUACGAAGGCUGUACGUCCUUGGAAAGCGUGAACUCUCAGGCUCCACAGCCUCGAAAGAAGGUGGAGUCCAGAGUGGAGGGCUCCAGAUCUACCAGUCCCUCGGGUCCGCUACAGGGCCCGGUGAUAUACGCCCAGUUGGAUCACUCAGGCAGCAAAAACUCCUUCCAUAAGAUGGAGCCCGUGGUCUAUGCUGACAUUCGUAAAAACUGAAGAGGAACCGGGGACCAAAUAAAGGAAAAAAAAAAAAAAGUAAACAAAAAUCCAGUAAAAUAUGAGACCUCUCUAUCAGCUGCUCUUGGGAAGGGUGGGGAUAUCUCAACAGGGACACAAGUGGUGCAGUUUCUCUCUCUCUCUCUAUUUCUCUCUCUUUAAAAUUUUGUCCUCUGAAAGCAUGAUGAUAUUAUACGAUAAAGUAAUGUCUCCAUGUGCUUUGUUGUAAAAACAAAAGAGAAAAAAAGCUAUGAAAACACUCAAAGUCGAUGUUCCACUACUCCGUUACAUCAAAACUGUUCUCCAAAAAAAA
Messenger RNA from Pundamilia nyererei, 1212 nucleotides. RefSeq names its product myelin protein zero-like 1 like (gene mpzl1l). The record is from RefSeq and is a predicted model, not a curated record. The transcript has 6 exons. The coding region runs from base 102 to 899 and encodes 265 amino acids. NCBI's taxonomy places the organism in Eukaryota, Metazoa, Chordata, Actinopteri, Cichliformes, Cichlidae. Gene Ontology annotation, cellular component: focal adhesion; cell surface; plasma membrane.